AUGCAAAGACAACUGUUCACUGGUAUCCAACCCAACAAAUACUGCUUACAUCCCCUUCCACUGCUCUGUACAACAACACAACAAUCAUUAAACUGUAACACCCUUUCGGUGCCUGGCUGCCACGCCACCCGAAAGAAGCUCUUGGCUUUAGUUAGUUCCAGGCUGUCCAAGCCUAGACAGGCGAAGUCGAAAUGCCGAGGUUGGGUUCGAACCAUGGACCUUCUGUUUGGUGUUAAAAUAGUCAGAAUUACCAGUCGCAUGUGUGUUCUGAUGCAGGUCUCUCGCGGCUCUCGAAUGAGGGAAAGCGCAAAUCGAAUACUAUACUAUGGCUGUGCUAUGUAUCCAUCUAUGAAGGCUUCUGCCCAGUGCUCUACACAUUGGUGUCAAGUGGAAGCCAGCGAUACAGCGGCGAAGCGAUCUGUACAUGAGAACAAAAAAGGCUCGCAUCAGCAAAAUCUGCUUGAGAUUCAUCCUGUUAGUCCCGUUCUAAAUGAACUCGGGAUACUUCCAGAUGACCCUGAACCCAUCAACAUUCCUACUGUUCAGUUGUCGAGUGCUUCCGGUGACGGUGAAGAACUGCUGCAACUUCGUCUUGAUCAGAUAGCGACUGCGAUCGACAAACAGAAGCAGUUCAACUUAGAGAUUCGUGAACGUGAACGUGAAAUAAGUGAGCUGAAAACAGCCCUUUCUGAUCUACGGUUGUGUCUGUUGCAAGAGAGGGAACACGUGCUCACACUCUACGCGGAGAAUGACCAAAUGAAGAUACGUGAGAUAAACAAUGAACGUAAAAUACGACGACUCCUGCGGCUAUCUAGUUUGAGUCCCGACUCGCAACUAUUCUUCUUACGUGAGUAUGGUGGGCCUGCGGGGGACACUGGUGGAAAGCAAGAGAACCUUGUUGACCUGCUCAACAACUUACCCAAACCAAAAGAGGGUGUUGUAGAAUUCACUCCUUCCGGCGAAACCGUCAGAAAACUGAAUGCUUCUGGGCUCAUUAAUUUUCAACCUGGCAAUGCCUCAAGUCAUGCAGUCCCUUGCACUAAUUCGCCCGUAUCCGAACUCGAGUACGAGGCUGUGGUUGGUGAAACCGAGUUAACCAAGGUUAACUUGUGGUCAUUGCGUACCCAGCUGAUCGAACAGACACGACUUGCGAAGGAACAACUGAACAGUCUAUUAGAUGAAAGACAUGCCAUUUUGGAAGAGGCAAAGAAUACCAAGAGGCAGUGUGAGGAGAAGUUGCGUCUGACACAGGAGCAGUUGACGCAUUUGCAAACUCUGCUCCACGACAGCGCCAGUGAUUUUUUGGCACGAAUAAAGCAGUUCCGGCUGACGGAGAAAGCUUGGAAGGCGGAGAGGGAGAAAUCGUUGAACCGGUUUCACACAAGCAUGGCUGUUUCAGAUGUAGGUGUUCACCAUGGCUCCCCGCACUUCGUGAGAUCGAAGCAGUUAACACCAGCAACGAGGACACAGAGUCGAGAAUUGUGCACUUUGGCUGGGAUACUCGAACUGGAGGGGGAACUUGUCCGUAGUCGUGAGGAGGUCGCUAUGUUGAAAGAUACUAUGAAGCAACAGUCGGAAAAGUUGACACAGCGUUGGCGCCUAAUGUCUAAUCGUUGUCGUGAGUUGGAACGGCGGCGUCGGUUUGAAAUGCAGGGACAUAGGACAGACAUCGACAUGUUGCGGAAGAAGCUUAAAGGAGUGGAAAAGCAACUUUUGCAGCUCUCCCUCGACGACUACAACAAUGAUGGACACCCGGCAAUGCCGUCACAAGAUAUGGAUAUUGUCUUUCUCCGACAAGUUAGAGCUUCAACUGCCAAGUCGAUUCGCCUCAUGAGUGAACUGAAAAAUCUGAAAUUGAAAAUGUAUACAUUGGAAGAUGAAGUGCGGAAAAUAUAACCCCUUCUCACUUUAUCAAUCGAAUCGACAUCAGCCACAACUUGUCUGGGUCCCUCUCAACACGUUCCCUAACUUCCACAUAAUUUUUGCCCUGAAGCAAUGCAUUUGUUCCGUCCAUCAGUUGUUUUUUGUCGAAUUUUCACAGCGCUAAGGACACGUUCCGCUCAAUCCGUUCUUGUUUUCUACGUCUGGUCAAUUCCUUACAGUUACUGGCUGUGUAAUUGGUCUUUCAUUU
Messenger RNA from Opisthorchis viverrini, 2131 nucleotides. RefSeq lists its product as hypothetical. The transcript is spliced from 11 exons. Gene Ontology annotation, cellular component: centrosome. Bases 1 to 1896 code for a protein of 631 amino acids. The record is from RefSeq and is a predicted model, not a curated record. Lineage: Eukaryota; Metazoa; Platyhelminthes; Trematoda; Opisthorchiida; Opisthorchiidae.